AUGGCCACCGAUAUUUACCAGCAGGCCAACGACGACCUCGAUGGCCUCUUUGAAGAUGACGAGGAUAUCGGAGCGAACUCCAGGGCCGACGCGCCUCUCGACCAGAGUUUCAGUUUGCCUGCCGAGGCCAACGAUGAAUUGAGCGCGCUGCUGGGCGAAGCAGGUGGCGGCGAAGGCUUGAACUGGGAUGAGUUAAAUUCAAGAGAGCUCGAAGCGGGCGAGAAAGCAGAUGAUGCGGUGGACUACGAGGACAUCGGAGAUGACGAGUCGCUACCGGACGAAGAGCCAACCCAAGCCGGUCAGGUUACCGAAGAUACAAAGGACGCGCAGGCCGAGUCACCUAGCGUCCUGCUACCUGGCAUCGGAGAGAACGCGUUAGAUGGAUUGGAUGACGAUGACUUAUUCGGUCCUUCAAGCCCGAUCCUGACUGCUUAUGAGCCUCAGCCAGUGACUGCGCCUACGAAGCCACUCGACAAGCCAACACGAGAUGCCGACCAGGAAUCCGACCUUGCCUCCGAACAUGGAGAUGAUGAGACUCAAGACAUUUCUAUGCUGCAACCGGAACUGGACGACAUUGAGGAUGCCGAAUACCGCACGCAACUGGCCCUCUUCGCCCAAUCCGGGAAAGGCAUCAUGCCAACUACAGAGCAGGAGAACAUCGAACAAUGGCUGAAGCUAGAGUUUCCUAGCUUCAAGCGUGAUGAGACACCAUACUUCAACAGGCUUUUCCCUCCGAGGCCACACAAGUGGCCAGCAAAGACCCCUUUGAAGCCCCCAAAGCCGGUCCGUCCCAGCAAAGUGAAUUUGGAGAUCGAACCAGACCAGAAGACCUCGUUUAACUCAGGAGCUGCCGGGGCGACCCCAGAAUUCGACGCGGAUCUUGUUAGAACACAAGAGCCUGAGACCGUGCAGGAGGUGGCAGAGUCAGUGGACGAGUCUGAUCUAGACGAACCUCUUCCUGGUGGACUCACCCUGAGCGAUUUGGAGUUUAUGUGUGCCGACUUUGACACGUUGUCGCAUCUGGCGCCCUCGGAAGAUGAAGUCGUCGAGAUCAGAACUCGGGUGGUCGACAGCGACGAAGAAAUGUUCGGCUUCGAUGAUUUCGAGCAGCCUCGCAAGAAGCGUCGUCUCGACCUUGACCCGCAUAAGCUCGUCACGAUACAUCAAGUCGACAUUCCGUCGUUCGACAAUCCGGAGGAGAAGACCGCCAAAUUGGCCAGGAAGGUUGUUAUAGACCUGAAUGACUCAGAUCUGCUGGUUGAGCAAGUCGAUCCUGAGGCCGUCAAGGCCAAAGCGCGAGUAGGGAACAAGAGUACGACAACUAUCAAAACACUCAAGGACCGCCUGCAGCAACGUUUCAAGACCUCCAACGACGCCGAGUAUGACCUCUUGAAACAGAACCAUAACCAUAAAGUGCGAGGUCAGCUUACGCACUUGAGCAUCGAGCACUCUGUCCCAGCCGUUCGUCUUCAAUACCCGUACUAUCAAGUGCGACUUUCGUUGCAGGAACUCCGAAACUACCACCGGAAGAGGAUGCAUUUCAAGUAUCCCAUCAGCUUUUCGCAGCCGGUCAAACGCAAGAGGAAGCACCAGAGAGGCCGCAAAACCGAAGAAGUCUACUCCACCACCAAAGAUUUAUCCUUGGCCGACAAUUCUUCCAUGCUGCUGCUCGAGUAUUCUGAAGAACACCCUCUGAUGUUGUCCCAGACGGGUAUGGGCAACAAGGUCGUCAAUUACUACCGAAGGCGAACCAAGGACGAUACGGCGAGACCCAAAAGCGAAAUUGGGGAGACGUCUGUCUUAUUGCCAGAAGACAAAUCACCCUUCUAUAUCUUUGGUCAGAUUGAUCCUGGCGAAACCAUCACGUCGCUUUAUAACUCCAUGUAUCGAGCCCCAAUCUUCCCGCAAGAAUCGAAGCCUACCGAUUUCUUGGUCAUUCGGGAGACCACCGGUACCGCGGGACAGGUGCACUACCUGCGCAAUCUGGAGAACGUGUAUGUAGUGGGACAAGAACUGCCGUCGACCACGGUGCCGGGAACGCAUUCUCGUAUGGUGACGACCGCAGCCAAGAACCGGUUGAAAGCCAUUUCGUUCCGCAUCGCCCGUAAAAAGAAAACUCACCGGAUCAAGGUGGAGGAUGUCACUAAACAUUUCCCCGACACGACCGACAUGCAGAACAGACAGAAGAUGAAAGAAUUCAUGGUGUUCAACAAGGAGUACAAGGAAUGGGAGAUGAAACCCGGUGAACUGGUGCCUGAUGAAGAUGUGAUCCGCAACUUGAUCCGCCCAGAAGACAUUUGCCUGCUUGAGUCGAUGCAAGUCGGUGCGCAGUAUUUACAAGACUCCGGCUAUGCGGACAAUGACGAAGAUGAUGACAAGGAAAAAGAAAACGACAACGACAGUAUUGAGCAGCAGCUGGCCCCUUGGCGGACGACCAAGAAUUUUCUUCAAGCCACCCAAGGCAAAGCUAUGCUCAAACUGUACGGCGAAGGUGAUCCGUCUGGCCGAGGCGAAGCAUUUUCAUUCAUCAAGACAAGCAUGAAGGGGGGCUUCAGACCGAUCGGCGGCUCUGCCCAAGACGCCAUUUCUCUGAAAAGGGAACUGGGCGGCCACAGCUACAACGUCGCGCGCCAGCAAAAGUCCUACGAGGAAUCCAUCCGCAACAUCUGGGACCGGCAAAUAGCAAGCCUCGGGUCCAAGAUCGAGCCAUCGGAUCUGGACAUGGACGGUGAUGUGGAUGCUCAAGAAGACAAGUACGCCGAGCGAUCGAACCUCCGAGCCACGCCCAUGUCGGCAGCCCACACUCCAGCAGCGUCCCGGCGGAUGGAUGACGAGACCGCAACAUCCUUCAGCAGACGCAGUGUCAACAGUCAAAGCCAGAGGGCGCUGAAAAUCCUUCGCACUGUCAUCAGAGACGGCGACGAGUUUGUCGAAGAGCACAUCGAAACCGAUCCGGCGGUGAUUAAACAGUACAUGAAGAUCAAGGAAAUGGAAGAGGCGCAGUCUUUCAGCUUGAACGACGUCGUGCCUACCGGCGACGCCGAGUUUGACGCAAGACAGCGGAAACGGCAAGCACUGCUAUUGACCCUACUCGAGGAAGAACUCGCCAAGCUCGAGAAGAACUACGCGCGCAGAAAACACCGGCCCAAGAAAGGCGCUGCCGCUGCAACAUCGCCUGGUGGGACAGCCAUGUCUCCCGAUGCCGACGGUCCUAGCGGUGGUGGAAGGAACACACAGCCGACCCAGCGGAAGUGUGCGAAUUGCGGUCAGGUCGGCCACAUCAAGACCAAUAAAAAGUCCGUUAAGUGCAACAAGUGCAACCUCCCCUUCACCCACCAAGUUGGCUCUGUGUUUGCCCAGGCGCCGACCUUUGACGAGUAG
Capronia epimyces CBS 606.96 is the source of this 3381-nucleotide messenger RNA. RefSeq lists its product as uncharacterized. Gene Ontology annotation, molecular function: histone acetyltransferase activity; RNA polymerase II general transcription initiation factor binding; RNA polymerase II general transcription initiation factor activity. Lineage: Eukaryota; Fungi; Ascomycota; Eurotiomycetes; Chaetothyriales; Herpotrichiellaceae. The record is from RefSeq and is a predicted model, not a curated record. The transcript is spliced from 3 exons. Gene Ontology annotation, cellular component: transcription factor TFIID complex. Gene Ontology annotation, biological process: RNA polymerase II preinitiation complex assembly; transcription by RNA polymerase II. The coding region runs from base 1 to 3381 and encodes 1126 amino acids.